GGAGCACAACAUCCGGUUAAAAAUGGCGUGACUAGUGCAUACUGUAACCGUGAUGUUCUUACUUGGAUAAGCUGUCUGUGGGACCCCUAGACAUGGAUAACUCACAAUACUAUACACCCGGUGGUAAUCAGCAUCAGGCCACGAAUCCGCCAAACAUGGAGAAUAAUUUUGCCCCAAGAGGCGGACCGUAUUACCCUAGUCCAUCUGUAGGAUUCCCCCCAACCCCUUAUCAACCGCCUCGGACUGCUGUACAAGGUAACGUUGAUAACUCCUCGCGUCCUAAUUUUUGGACAGGACCAAAUGUGUACCAGCCUACCCAACCACAAAAUGCGCCGCCGUGGCCUCCUUUUCCACCACUCCCGGGACCAGGCAAUGCAGGAUACGGAUACCCACAGCCUCAGUAUCAGACACCCCCGGGAUUUGAGGGACACCCGUGCCCCCCAAACCCUCCACCGUUUGAGUUUAAUCCAUCCAGACCACCGCCGGUAUUUUGUGAGCCAGAGUCAAAUCAAGUCUCGGCGUUUAUUGAGGCACAGCGCAAUGCUUGUAGUGUAUCACAACAACCUGGAUUUGAGUCCCACAAUGUUGGAGUCUCAAACCAGUGGGCUCCUGGACCCACCGCAGGUCAUCAGAACAACAGAGAUAACAAUAGAUCCUUCAAUAACACUCGAAAUUUCGCCAAUACCGAGUUUCAGACAGCCGAGGAAAUAAAUCGUAGAGACAACGAACGGUGCCAGAGAGGUUUCAACGAUUAUUUCAAUGAACCGCAACCUAAUCAGCAACGUUAUCAGCCACUGGAACACGCACAGCCAGAUGAAGAGUCCAGGCAGAGAAAGCAAGAUGAACAGUGGUUGCAGAAUUUCGCAUUGAAGAGAAAGAUUAAGACCAUUCCGCAGAAAAGUAGAACUGAAAUGCCGAGCGUGAGUCAGAUGAAAGAAGAUCUCUAUGGUGCUGUCAAACUCGUAUCAGAAUUGUCCCUAAUCUGUCAGACAUUGAAACUGAACUUGGAGAAUGACACUGUCUGGACAGAGUCGUACAGCGAAGCCGCAGAAUUAAAGAAAAACGUUCAAGAGAGGCUUAGUUUCCUCAGUGACCCGGAGGCCAAGUCAAGUAUCAAAAAGAAGCUUAUGACUAUACGUAACAAAAGAAUAAGGAUUCGAAGGAAGAAGAUUGAGCAUGUUGAGGAAGACCAAAAGCAAGAGGAGAGACUGGCCGAACGUGUUGCAGCCAUCGAUAAAUGGAUGUUGAAGCGCAUUCAACAAGUCGAGGAGAAGAAGCGGGAGAAAGAACUGAAACGGGCGGCAGAUUCCGUCCUCUCUGAGGUAAGGAAGAAGCAAGGUGAUGCCAAAAAGAUGCUGGAUAUCCUCAAAGCAUUGGAGAAACUUCGAAAACUCCGCAAGGAAGCAGCUUCUAGGAAAGGUGUGUACCCCGAGAAGGAGAGUGACGAGGUGUUCGAGGGUCACCUGCUGCGCCUGCGGGCUCUGAUCGGCAAGCGCAUGACCGUCUACAACGCAGAGGAGAAGGCCCUGCGUGUCAUGCUGGAGGGGGAGCAGGAGGAGGAGAGGAAACGAGACCUGGAGAAACGACUGAAGAAGGAACGAGAGAAACUGCUGCAGAGGAAACAGCAAGCGGAGAUCAUGCUCUUUGGAGAUGACAUACCUCGUGACCACCCUCUCCACGCCUUCCGGGACUUCUAUCUCCAGGCUGACAGCUCUUUCCCAGCCCUGCUGCAGAUCAGGAGGGAAUGGGACAUGUUCCUGGUCCCAGCAGACCACCCGGACGGGAGUGCCUUGCCCGAGGGAUGGGUCCUACCUGAGCCCCCGGCGGACGAGGCAUGGGCCUGUGCCCUGGAGAAGCACAUCUCUCUCACGGACUGAUCCACCCUCUCUGUGCCCUCGAGAACCACAUCUCUCUCACGGACUGAUCCACCCUCUCUGUGCCCUCGAGAACCACAUCUCUCUCACGGACUGAUCCACCCUAUCUGGUGUCAUAACAAUGAGAGAUCUAUGCUCAGUCAUUCUCUCACUGCAGAGCCAGGCUUCUUUGUCCACCACUGAGAUGUUUGUAAGGUUCAUACUUGAACAGUUUUAAGGUGACCAAUGGCACUGAGAUUAGACGUGUGAAUUCUUGUGUGUGCAGACACAUAUGCAUGCGCGGGUGGAUUUGUUUCCCAGUAAACCUGAAGUGCUCUUUAGUCGGUUGAAAUCUGGGUAUUUUGAGAAACCAAAUCCUGAAAAGCUAUGUGAGCCCUUGAACAAGAAGCUUAGCAUUUUCUCAGAUGAAUUACACAGAUUUGUUUGUCUAGCAGUACCACCUCUCACCUAGGAGGGAUGCUACUGGGCACGUGCAGUCCAAUUCAGUUUGACCUUUCACCUCCCAUAUGAUAACGACUCGAUAUGGAGAUGACUCCUUGUCACGUUUACCCAAAGACCCACACAUACACAAUUAUCACUGUGCUGGAUCUAGUUUUGACAUCUUGGAAUAUGUGCUUUUGUUUUGUAUGUUAUAAUUUUAAUAAAAUGCAAAUGGAGAUGUUUUUGUUUGGAAA
This is a messenger RNA of Clupea harengus (Atlantic herring), 2548 nucleotides long. RefSeq names its product programmed cell death 7 (gene pdcd7). Gene Ontology annotation, cellular component: U12-type spliceosomal complex. NCBI's taxonomy places the organism in Eukaryota, Metazoa, Chordata, Actinopteri, Clupeiformes, Clupeidae. The record is from RefSeq and is a predicted model, not a curated record.